Molecule: messenger RNA, 3463 nt
Organism: Pantherophis guttatus
Lineage: Eukaryota; Metazoa; Chordata; Lepidosauria; Squamata; Colubridae
Gene: EIF4G2
Product: eukaryotic translation initiation factor 4 gamma 2
Cellular component (GO): eukaryotic translation initiation factor 4F complex
Molecular function (GO): translation initiation factor activity; protein binding; mRNA binding
Source: RefSeq, a predicted model, not a curated record
UUUUGUUUUUCCCUAUCCUGUCAAUUUAUUAUUCUUUGGAAGAUUCUUCAUUGCCAAGCCGCCAAAGUGGAGAGUGCGAUUGCAGAAGGGGGUGCUUCUCGUUUCAGUGCUUCUUCAGGCGGAGGAGGAGGUAGGGGUGCGCUUCAGCACUAUCCCAAGACUGCCGGCAACAGCACUAGACGAGAUGACGACUCCGCAAAUGACAAAGAACGACAUGAUGCAAUCUUCAGGAAAGUAAGAGGCAUACUAAAUAAGCUUACUCCUGAAAAGUUUGACAAGCUAUGCCUUGAGCUCCUCAAUGUGGGUGUAGAGUCUAAACUCAUCCUAAAGGGGAUCAUACUGCUGAUCGUAGACAAAGCCCUUGAAGAGCCAAAGUAUAGCUCGCUAUAUGCUCAACUAUGUCUGCGACUGGCAGAAGAUGCACCCAACUUUGAUGGCCCAUCCGCAGAGAGUCAUCCAGGACAGAAGCAAAGCACAACAUUCAGACGCCUCUUAAUUUCUAAACUUCAAGAUGAAUUUGAAAACCGAACCAGAAAUGUUGAUAUCUAUGAUAAGCAAGAUGGCCCCCUCCUCCCAGAGGAGGAGGAACAGAGAGCUAUUGCUAAGAUCAAGAUGCUGGGAAACAUCAAAUUCAUUGGAGAACUUGGCAAGCUUGAUCUUAUUCAUGAAUCUAUCCUUCAUAAGUGCAUCAAAACACUUUUGGAAAAGAAGAAGAGAGUCCAACUCAAGGAUAUGGGGGAGGAUUUGGAGUGCCUCUGUCAGAUAAUGAGGACAGUAGGACCUAGACUAGACCAUGCAAAAGCCAAGUCCUUAAUGGAUCAGUACUUUGCCCGUAUGCGCUCCUUGAUGAUGAGUAAGGAAUUGCCGGCAAGGAUUCGUUUCCUGCUGCAGGAUACUGUGGAGUUGAGAGAACACAAUUGGAUUCCUCGCAAAGCUUUUCUUGACAAUGGACCAAAGACUAUCAAUCAAAUCCGUCAAGAUGCUGUGAAAGAUCUGGGAGUUUUUAUUCCUCCUCCUUUGUCUCAAGGAAUGAGAAGUGACUUCUUUCUGGAGGGACCGUUUAUGCCACCCAGGAUGAAACUUGACAGGGAUCCACUUGGAGGGCUUGCUGAUAUGUUUGGACAAAUGCCUGGUAGUGGAAUUGGUACUGGUCCGGGAGUUAUUCAAGACAGAUUUUCACCUACCAUGGGGCGACACCGGUCAAAUCAACUUUUCAAUGGCCAUGGGGGACACCUCAUGGCUCCUGUUCAAUCCCACUUUGGAGAGCUAGGCAAAUCCUUCUUGAAAAAUCCAGGGCAAAGCCAACUAUACCAUAAUCAAAAUCAGGGACUUCUGUCUCAACAAGGACAGUCUAAGGAUAUGCCUCCACGGUUUUCUAAGAAGGGACAGCUUAAUGCAGAUGAGAUUAGUCUGAGACCUGCUCAGUGUUUUGUAGUAAACAAAAACCAAGUGCCAAAGCUUCAGCCCCAGAUAACUAUGAUUCCUCCCAGUGCACAGCCACAACGUACUCAGACACCACCUCUGGGACAGCCACCUCAACUUGGUCUCAAAACAAAUCCGCCACUUAUUCAGGAGAAGCCUGCAAAGACAACUAAAAAGCCACCACCUUCUAAGGAAGAGCUGCUCAAGUUAACAGAAACUGUUGUGACUGAAUAUUUGAACAAUGGAAAUGCCAAUGAUGCUGUUAACAGUGUGAGAGAAAUGAGGGCACCAAAACAUUUUAUUUCUGAGAUGCUGAGCAAAAUAAUACUUCAGUCACUAGAUCGAUCAGAUGAAGAUAAAGAAAAAGCAAGUGCAUUAAUCAAUUUACUUAAACAGGAAGGGAUAGCUACUAGUGACAACUUCAUGCAGGCAUUCCUAAAUGUAUUGGACCAGUGCCCUAAACUAGAGGUGGACAUCCCUCUGGUAAAAUCCUAUCUAGCACAGUUUGCAGCUCGUGCCAUAAUUUCAGAACUCGUGAGCAUCUCUGAACUAGCACAACCAUUGGAAAGUGGCACCCAUUUUCCCCUCUUCCUACUUUGCCUUCAGCAGUUAGCCAAGCUGCAGGAUCGAGAAUGGCUAACUGACCUUUUCCAACAGAGCAAAGUGAACAUGCAAAAGAUGCUGCCAGAGAUUGAUCAGAAUAAGGAUCGUAUGCUGGAGAUAUUGGAAGGGAAAGGACUUAGCUUCUUGUUUCCACUUCUGAAACUGGAAAAGGAGCUACUGAAGCAAAUUAAGUUGGACCCAUCCCCUCAAGCAAUCUAUAAAUGGAUUAAAGACAACAUUUCACCAAAACUACAUGUAGAUAAGGGAUUUGUUAAUAUUUUGAUGACCAGUUUCUUGCAGUAUAUUUCUAGUGAAGUAAAUCCACCUAAUGAUGAACCAGAUUCUUCAUCUGCUCCUUCUAAAGAACAGUUGGAGCAAGAAAAACAGCUGCUUCUUUCCUUUAAGCCAGUUAUGCAGAAAUUCCUUCAUGACCAUGUUGAUCUACAAGUGAGUGCCCUUUAUGCACUCCAAGUGCACUGCUACAACAACAAUUUUCCAAAAGGCAUGUUGCUGCGCUUCUUUGUGCAUUUCUAUGAUAUGGAAAUCAUUGAAGAAGAAGCUUUUCUGGCAUGGAAAGAAGAUAUUACUCAAGAGUUUCCAGGGAAAGGCAAAGCUUUGUUCCAGGUAAACCAGUGGUUGACCUGGCUGGAAACAGCAGAGGAAGAAGAAUCUGAAGAAGAUGCUGAUUAAACCAGCCAAAGCCUUAAAUUGUGCAAACAUACUGUUGCUAUGAUGUAACUGCAUUUGACCUAACCACUGCGAAAACUCAUUCCGCUGUAAUGUUUUCACAAUAUUUAAAGCAGUAGUGGGUCAGUAGGACUUGUUUCUGCAUAAGGGUUUUUGUAGUAUGUCUUAAUCAUAGUCUACCAUAAAAAUAUUUUAGAAUAUCUUUAAUGUUUAGAUAACAGUGUAUUAGCAGCAUGCAAUAAUUACAUCAUAAGUUCAGAAGCAGUCUGUGUAAGGAUCUUCUUUGAUGCCAGUUACCAUAGGCUGUUCGUUAGAAAUCUGAAUAGCAACACUGAAUACUGUAGAAAUGCACUUUGCUCAGUGUAAUACUUGAGUUGUUGCAAUAUUUGAUUAUCCAUUUGGUUGUUACAGAGAAUCCUUAACUGUAAUUGAUGGUGGUUGCCGUAAUAGUAUAUUGCCUGUAUUUCUACCUCUAGUAAUGGGCUUUAUGUGCUAGAUUUUAAUAUCCUUGAGCCUGGGCAAGUGCACAAGUCUUUUAAAAAGAAACAUGGUUUACUUGCACAAAAAUGAUCAGUUUGAAGAGGUGGAUAGAUGCCCUUGGAAGUGGUCUUUGUGGGUAUGAAAUAAAAUGGUGAGAAACUGAAUUGGUCCCUAUGAUAGUAUUGGAAUUAAGUCUACUUAAUUUAUCAAGACAUGUUCAUGCCCUGAUUUUAUAUACUUGUAUCUAUCAAUAAACAUUGUGAUACUUGAA